AUAAGAAGUAUUAUGAGCGUAUAUUUGACGGCUGGAUACCAUACUACUGGUGUCGCAAUUCCUUUUACUUUAUUCGCUUUAACACAGAAUCCAGAAGCUAAAGCAAAGCUUCAAGAGGAAAUCGAUGAAGUAUUACAAGAUCGUUUACCAACACUCGAAGACUUAUCCAAGAUGGAAUAUUUAACACAAGUGAUAAAAGAAGCUCUUCGAGUUCAUCCGCCAGGUACUUUUUGUGCCCGUUUAAUCAAAACAGGUUCUAUACUUUCCAAAGCAGUGGAAAAUUUCCAAGCGCAGGCAGACAACACCACGAUCCUAUAUUGUAUCCCAUUGUAUCACGAGAAUCCUUCAUAUUUUGCUAACCCCAAAAAAUUUGACCCAUCUCGAUUUUCACGAGAAAAUAUGAAGAAUAUUAAACCGAACACAUAUUGUCCAUUUGGAUUUGGAGCUCGAAUAUGCCCAGCAGAGAGACUCGCAAUGGUUGAUAUUAAACUAAUGGUCUGUAUGAUUAUGCAAAAGUUUGAUUUCGAAUUGGCUAUGAAAGUGGAAGAUGUGCAAAUGGAAGAAAGGUUUGUCGUCAUGGCUAAAAAUGAUAUUUUGAUAAAACUUAAACCAAGAAGUGGUAUAAAUGCCUAG
Molecule: messenger RNA, 633 nt
Organism: Dentiscutata erythropus
Lineage: Eukaryota; Fungi; Glomeromycota; Glomeromycetes; Diversisporales; Gigasporaceae
Source: the annotation of a GenBank genome assembly